Molecule: messenger RNA, 4505 nt
Organism: Pan troglodytes (chimpanzee)
Lineage: Eukaryota; Metazoa; Chordata; Mammalia; Primates; Hominidae
Gene: TXLNG
Product: taxilin gamma
Exons: 10
Coding region: 12-1388 (458 amino acids)
Biological process (GO): regulation of cell cycle
Molecular function (GO): syntaxin binding
Source: RefSeq, a predicted model, not a curated record
GGAAGUCUCACAUGCGGCGACUGGUCGUGGGGGCUCGGGGGCGGGGCGAAAGGCCCUGCGAGAUUCUGUGCCCCUUGUCGGGCCGCUUGUUUGGCUGCUGCCGUCACCUCAUGGCGACGCGGGUAGAGGAGGCAGCGCGGGGAAGAAGCGGCGGCGCCGAAGAGGCGACUGAGGCCGGACGGGGCGGACGGCGACGCAGCCCGCGGCAGAAGUUUGAAAUUGGCACAAUGGAAGAAGCUGGAAUUUGUGGGCUAGGGGUGAAAGCAGAUAUGUUGUGUAACUCUCAAUCAAAUGAUAUUCUUCAACAUCAAGGCUCAAAUUGUGGUGGCACAAGUAACAAGCAUUCAUUGGAAGAGGAGGAAGGCAGUGACUUUAUAACAGAGAACAGGAAUUUGGUGAGCCCAGCAUACUGCACGCAAGAGUCAAGAGAGGAAAUCCCUGGGGGAGAAGCUCGAACAGAUCCCCCUGAUGGUCAGCAAGAUUCAGAGUGCAACAGGAACAAAGAAAAAACUUUAGGAAAAGAAGUUUUAUUACUGAUGCAAGCCCUAAACACCCUUUCAACCCCAGAGGAGAAGCUGGCAGCUCUCUGUAAGAAAUAUGCUGAUCUUCUGGAGGAGAGCAGGAGUGUUCAGAAGCAAAUGAAGAUCCUGCAGAAGAAGCAAGCCCAGAUUGUGAAAGAGAAAGUUCACUUGCAGAGUGAACAUAGCAAGGCUAUCUUGGCAAGAAGCAAGCUAGAGUCUCUUUGCAGAGAACUUCAGCGUCACAAUAAGACGUUAAAGGAGGAAAAUAUGCAGCAGGCACGAGAGGAAGAAGAACGACGUAAAGAAGCAACUGCACAUUUCCAGAUUACCUUAAAUGAAAUUCAAGCCCAGCUGGAGCAGCAUGACAUCCACAACGCCAAACUCCGACAGGAAAACAUUGAGCUGGGGGAGAAGCUAAAGAAGCUCAUCGAACAGUACGCACUGAGGGAAGAGCACAUUGAUAAGGUGUUCAAACAUAAGGAACUGCAACAGCAGCUCGUGGAUGCCAAACUGCAGCAAACGACACAACUGAUAAAAGAAGCUGAUGAAAAACAUCAGAGAGAGAGAGAGUUUUUAUUAAAAGAAGCGACAGAAUCGAGGCACAAAUACGAACAAAUGAAACAGCAAGAAGUACAACUAAAACAGCAGCUUUCUCUUUAUAUGGAUAAGUUUGAAGAAUUCCAGACUACCAUGGCAAAAAGCAAUGAACUGUUUACAACCUUCAGACAGGAAAUGGAAAAGAUGACAAAGAAAAUUAAAAAACUGGAAAAAGAAACAAUAAUUUGGCGUACCAAAUGGGAAAACAAUAAUAAAGCACUUCUGCAAAUGGCUGAAGAGGUGAGAUGGUUUCCUGCGACUAAGGUGUAGUCUUAGUCAUGGGGACUCCUUGAGUUCAGAAAACAGUCCGUGAUAAAGAGUACAAGGCCCUUCAAAUAAAACUGGAACGGUUAGAGAAGCUGUGCAGGGCUCUUCAAACAGAAAGGAAUGAGCUCAAUGAGAAGGUGGAAGUCCUGAAAGAGCAGAUAGCCAUCAAAGCGGCCAUCAAAGCGGCCAACAGGGAGUUAGCAACAUCUGUGAUGCGGCCCCGUACUGCCCUGGAUUCUCACAAGGAGCUGAACACUUCCUCGAAAAGAGCCCUGGGAGCGCACCUGGAGGCUGAGCCCAAGAGCCAGAGAAGCGCUGUGCAAAAGCCCCCGUCCACAGGCUCUGCUCCGGCCAUUGAGUCGGUUGACUAAGAUGAGGUGUGAUCACUGUAUUGAGAGAUAUAUUUUGUGUAUAACUUUCUCUGUUAGUAGUUAACUAUUGGUUUUGUGGUGAAAAUUUUCUUACUUUUUCUACCAUAUCUGUAUUUUCUUAGAACUACUGGACUUAUGUGGUACAGGAGGCUGCUUAGCAGUUUUGAAUAGUUUAAUCUAUAAAUUUUCCUCAGCUGUGUUGCACAUCGGCCUCGUUCUCCCUCCACUGGAAUGCAUGUGUUCAUUGCCUUGUCCUUUCUCUCCCUGCUCCUUGCACAUUAUCAUCCUAAUGAAAAUUUCACUGACAGGGCCGACCAUUACAAGGGAACUUUGUUCUGACGAUGGUUCCUUGAUGUGAAAACAAUAUUAAUUUAAACGUCUCAGCCCCCCCCCCAAUAAUAUUAUUCAGAAAAAGAAAAUACCAAGGCGAUUAGUUUUGUCUAAUAACCCAUUUAAAUGCCAAGUAAAAAUAAAACUCCUAGUGUUGGGUCAGAAGCAUAUUUGAUUGAAAUUAGCUUUUUGAAAACAUUUAUAUCUUGGGACAAAUUGAGAUGGCCACAUGCCUAGAAUCCUAAGUUUCGGCAGAAUAUGUAUAUAAAGAUGUCACUUGUGGACAAAAUAGUACAUAGAGGCAAAUCACUAGACAAAUAAGCUUAGUGUUUACGUGACUGAACAGUCAUCCUGCUUUGGGUUUCAGGUGUGGGAUUUGGACCAUGAGGGGCUCCCGUAGAGGAUGGCGGUUUGUGUUUGAUUCUGAUUUGGGAUUUCAGUACAUAUUCUCCACUUCCCAUAGAAGGCCACUUAUUCUUUGAAAACUGGUGUUCAUGUUUGCCGUUCAAUGAAGUCCCUUGUCAAAGACAAGGACGGUCAAUUCACGUGUCACUUUCACUAGGCAGAAGUUUCUCCAAUACCUUCUGGCUACUUGAAAGUUGUUACAAAAAUUCUACCAGCAAAGUACUCCAGGUUUUUCAAAAGGGAAUUUUCAUUAUGGAUCAGUACCAACCGAAAUUGAUUUUCAUUUCCAAAACAAACACUGGCACCAACAUUUUUACUUUGGGAAGACUUGGCAGAGUGUUAGUCAUGAUCUGUUACUUAUGUGUUCAGUCUGUUUCUCACCCCCUUCUUAGUUACCAUCUCUUUUUUAAGAAGAAAAAAGAAAAGCCACAGUAUUAUCAAGGUCUCUACACUUGGACUGGGGGAAAAUUUGAAAUUAAGCACAUAACUUUUGAAUUAGUUCUUUGUUUCAAUGUUGAAUGUGGCGCAGUUAUGCAGAUGAUUAAUCAGGCUGCACUGAUGGAAAUUUUGACUUUGUCCCUGGUAUAAUUUGCAUUGAAAUGCUUUAUGAAAUAAAAGGUUCUACUAGAACUGAUGUUAGCACAUUCCACUGAGCAAAACUAUCAGACUGACACUUGUUAAAUUGCUUACUGGACUGAAUAAACUCUGUUUUGUCCAGUUAAAAGGGUUUUCUCUUUGUUACAAGUGUUAUUUGUAAAGUCCUGUCACAUUCAUGGUCUAAACUGGGUUGAAAGAAUUGAAAAUUGUCCAACAGAUAGAUAGGAAACCGCCUGGAGUGGAGGAGGGUUGUAUCUAAGCCUCCACCAUCAGUCAUGUUAAUUCAAGGGGCCACAGUGGAGGAAAAUAAAUCCACAAAGUAGAUUAUCUAAUUACCAUCAAAAUGAGUCAGAAGCAAAAAACAACACCCUCCAACAGCCUCUUACGAGUACACCCUGUUCUGCUACUAAAAUACUAGACUCAUUUCCCUGGUGGUGGGGGGGAAUGCAGGUAUAGAUCAGAAAUAUAAUCAUCUACCUUAAAAUUAGUACUAAUGAUCACAUUUCACAAGAACUCUGCUGGAUGUACAGCUCUUAACAUUUUAUUAAGCCAUUUGUGUAGCCCACCACGUUUCUUUGUGGUGCUUGUCCUGUGUGGAAGAUUGUAAAUCUUGGGCCUGUUGCAUACUUCCAAGGGCUUUAAAGCAAUGUGAUUAACAGUACUUGGCCUGCUGCUUUUGGCUUACUUUGUAUUUUUAGCUAGAUGCUAUUAUAGUGUUGAAAGGAUAUGGAUUCUGUCUGGGAUGCAUUUGUUGUCCUUUCAGAACCCUUCCUCCCAUUACCCUGUGAAUAAAAACAAAUGGGACCCCCUGAGAAGGACAUCUUCCUACAGUGAUCACCUCACCAGCCCAGUGUUGUGGCUUUGUAGCACACCCCAUAUCUACCAUAUUCUAGAACACUGUAAUGCUACUAGGCUGGCCCAGAAAAGGUUUAAAUGUUGAAUUCACUUAAAUUGCAAUUGUUGCACCAUCAUGGAAUCGUGAUGUGUAUUAUUUAUAUUGGCGGUAGACUCCAAGGUGUAGAGAAAACUUGGGUCUUGGGUAAUAUGGACCAUUUCAUCCUCAGACUUGUUAGGAGUACAUUUCUUGGUCUUGAGACCAGUAUUUUUCAGUUAUGUAUGCAACUGCCUUUAUUACACCUGGUUAUCACAAUUCAAUUCUCAGGUGUUGCAGAAAAAUCUACCUCUUUCAGACUGUAGAUGGAAAUAACUGUGAAAAAAAUGAUGCAGAUAUCUUCUAGUUUGUGCUAAACACACUGCUUUAUUUUUACAGCCCACGUCUUUCAUGAGGAUACGAAUUGUUAAGAGGCAGUCUCGUUUUGCUUUUCAAAGACAUUUUGUAGAGAUUUUUCACUAAUGUGAAUCUGAUUUUAUCUACUUGAUUCUGUAUAGAUUAAGUAAAUAUGUAUGAUAAACUUAA